This is a messenger RNA of Mucor mucedo, 1241 nucleotides long. Its product is annotated as chaperonin 10-like protein. NCBI's taxonomy places the organism in Eukaryota, Fungi, Mucoromycota, Mucoromycetes, Mucorales, Mucoraceae. The coding region runs from base 138 to 1190 and encodes 350 amino acids. The record is from RefSeq and is a predicted model, not a curated record. The transcript has 2 exons. Gene Ontology annotation, biological process: alcohol metabolic process. Gene Ontology annotation, molecular function: zinc ion binding; alcohol dehydrogenase (NADP+) activity.
GGGACGAGUGUUUCUCUUUGAUUGCUGUGUUACACACACAUUCACUAGCAAAAGUCAAACUGGCCUAUAUAUAAAAGGGACACCAUCUUGUCAGUUUCUUUUUUUGUUCCUCAUAAAAAUCUAAAUAAUAAUCCAAUAUGUCUUCUGAAAACAAUAACUUUACUGCCUGGGCCGGUGUUGAAAACGGCAAACCUCUUACGCAAGUGGAAUUGACACUCAAGCAAUGGGACGAGAAUACUGUUGAGAUGGACGUAACCCAUUGUGGUAUUUGUGGCUCUGAUGUUCACACAUUGGACGAGAACUGGGGUCCUACAGACUAUCCUUGUGUGGUCGGACAUGAAAUUGUAGGUGUAGUGACCAGAGUGGGCAAGAACGUCACGAAUCUCAAGGUGGGAGAUCGCGCUGGUGUUGGGGCCCAAUCGGGUGCCUGUCAUGAAUGUGAAUCGUGUUUAGAUGAUCAAGAAAACAUGUGUCAAGGCGGUAUUGUGUACACCUAUAGCUCCCGAUGGCCUUGUGGCGAUAAAUCUUAUGGUGGUUAUGCUGACAAAUGGAGAGGUGACUAUCGUUUUGCUUUCAAAGUCCCUGAUAAUAUGACCAGUGAGAUUGCUGCUACCUUCUUUUGUGCUGGUAUCACUACCUAUGCUCCCUUAAAGCGUUCCAAUAUUAUCCCUGGAAAGUCUGUGGUUGGUGUCAUGGGCAUUGGUGGUCUUGGCCAUUUUGGUGUUCAAUUCGCAAAGGCUUUAGGUGCUAAGGUCGUUGGUAUCUCUCAAAAUGACAACAAGCGCGAGAUUGCUUUAGAACUUGGUUGUGAUGAUUAUAUCAAUGCUAGUGAUGAGGCAUCCAUGGCCAAAUACAAUAGCGGUUUAACUCAUAUCCUUUGUACCGGUACCAGUCCUGAUUUUCAAUGGCACACGUAUUUUGCUCUCUUGAAAGUCAACGGCCACUUUAUUAAUGUCAGCGCUCCUGAAUGGCAAUUCCCUGGCAUGAGUGCUUUUACUUUGCUUUCAAAGCAAAUCAAGAUUUACGGCUCUGGUAUUGGAUCUCCCAAGGAAAUCGAAGAAAUGCUCGCCUUUGCUGCAGAAAAGGACGUUAAGCCUUGGAUCACCACCUACAAGAUGUCUGAUAUUAAUAAGGCUAUUGAAGAUUUCAGAGCUGGAAAGCCUCGAUUCAGAUUUGUUUUAGAAAACUAGAAAUAAAAAAAUAAAAUAUGUUAAUAAAGCCUAGGAGGAUUGUUUAUGAUG